Messenger RNA from Pelecanus crispus (Dalmatian pelican), 1100 nucleotides. The record is from RefSeq and is a predicted model, not a curated record. NCBI's taxonomy places the organism in Eukaryota, Metazoa, Chordata, Aves, Pelecaniformes, Pelecanidae.
AAAUCGAGAACCCCGCUGAGAGAGUGCACCAGAUCCAGCAAAUCAUCGUCACUCUGCCCCGGGCUGUCAUCGUUGUCAUGAGAUAUCUUUUUGCUUUCCUUAACCACUUGUCGCAGUACAGCGAUGAGAACAUGAUGGAUCCCUACAACCUGGCCAUCUGCUUCGGGCCCACUCUGAUGCACAUUCCAGACGGGCAGGAUCCGGUGUCCUGCCAAGCCCACGUCAAUGAGGUCAUCAAAACCAUCAUCAUUAACCACGAGAGCAUCUUCCCCAGCCACAGAGAGCUGGAAGGACCUGUCUACGAGAAGUGCAUGACUGGAGGGGAAGAGUACUGCGACAGCCCGCACAGCGAGCCAGGCACCAUCGAUGAAGUUGACCAUGACAACGGCACGGAGCCGCACACCAGCGAUGACGAAGUGGAACAGAUUGAAGCCAUAGCGAAAUUUGACUACACUGGACGAUCUCCACGAGAGCUCUCCUUUAAGAAAGGGGCCUCGCUCCUCCUGUACCAUCGGGCAUCAGAAGACUGGUGGGAAGGGAGACAUAACGGUGUGGAUGGCCUCAUACCCCACCAGUACAUUGUGGUGCAAGACAUGGAUGAUGCCUUCUCUGACAGCCUGAGCCAGAAGGCGGACAGCGAGGCAAGCAGCGGACCACUGCUGGACGAUAAAGCCUCCUCCAAGAAUGACAUCCAGUCUCCGACGGAUCAUAUUGUGGACUAUGGCUUUGGGGGAGUAAUGGGCCGAGUGAGAUUGAGGUCUGACGGUGCAGCUAUCCCUCGCCGUCGAAGCGGGGGGGACACCCACAGCCCGCCCCGAGGGAUGGGUCCUGGCAUAGACACUCCUCCUCGAGCAGCGGCCUGCCCUAGCAGCCCCCACAAAAUACCUCUUAACAGGGGCAGGAUUGAGAGUCCUGAAAAGCGCAGAAUGGCGACAUUCGGCAGUGCAGGCAGCAUCAAUUUCCCAGACAGGAAGGCCUUGUCUGAUGGCCACCCGCUGAGAUCGACCUGUGGAUCGACUAGACACAGUAGUCUCGGAGAUCAGAAAUCUCUAGAAGCAGAAGCGCUUGCUGAGGGAGGGAAGCGCAUUAUCGUCAUCUGA